Humulus lupulus (European hop) is the source of this 2498-nucleotide messenger RNA. Its product is annotated as ascorbate transporter, chloroplastic-like. The transcript is spliced from 11 exons. Gene Ontology annotation, biological process: transmembrane transport. Gene Ontology annotation, molecular function: transmembrane transporter activity. The coding region runs from base 260 to 2098 and encodes 612 amino acids. The record is from RefSeq and is a predicted model, not a curated record. Lineage: Eukaryota; Viridiplantae; Streptophyta; Magnoliopsida; Rosales; Cannabaceae.
CUUCCCGCUUAUUAAAAAAUAAUAAUAAUAAUAAAAAAAAAUCUGAGAAUCAAAAAUUGAACGAAGAAACGCCUUUGGUUAUCCUCUCUGCCAUUCUGAGUCUCUGACAGAGAGAGAGAGCGUUAAAAACGGCGACGUAUUCGAGGAGAAGAAGCACUGGUAAUGGAUACUGAACUUGUAUAAGUAGCUUGUUCUCUUGGAGCUGAUUCUUUCAGUUUCAUUGAGCUCGUCUUUAAUUACUGGUGCCGGAACAAACAGAAUGGCUAUUGGAGGUUUGAUUUCGAAUCGGAAUUUCGGUUCUUUUAUCGGUUCAGGAAAAAUCUGUACAAACAAACAAGCUGUUUCACAUCAGAGAGGAGAGCGUUCAGGGAUUCUUACUGUACGAUAUAAUCAAGGAAGAAUAGGUAAUCACAUUUUAUGUACUCCAGCGAAUUAUAGAUCUAAAUACACAUAUGGCCCGGUUCUUCAUGCUACUGGCUCUUCAGAAAAGAACCAGUGGAAGUCAGCGAGAACCUUUAAUGAAAGGCAUCAUCCUUCAUCAAUGCAAUCUAGUAGAAGGUGUUGCAGCAACAUUCCUAAGCAAAGAGUUAGAGUAAAAUGUGACUGCAGUCUUUCUACAAAUGUAUCUUGCAGCAGUUGGAGCCAGUUUAGAGUGUUAAAUAAGCUAGAUGUAAGAAACAGAUUAUUUCAUAAGUCUGCAAAUGUGAAGAUCAAUAGGACCUGUGCUUAUUACAAGUCUGAUGAGUAUGACAUAAAUGAUGCAAAUGUGGAGCCAUUGGCAUCGGUUGACGGGUCAGGUGAAGCUGUUUUAGUCAAUGGCAAUCUACAGCAAGCAUCUUCUUGGUGGCAGCAAUUUCCUAAGCGCUGGGUGAUUGUAGUUCUCUGUUUUUCUGCAUUCCUACUGUGCAACAUGGAUCGUGUAAACAUGAGCAUCGCAAUACUUCCCAUGUCUAAGGAAUUCAACUGGAACAGUGCAACAGUUGGCCUGAUUCAAUCCUCAUUUUUCUGGGGCUAUCUACUUACCCAGAUUCUUGGAGGCAUAUGGGCAGAUAAAAUUGGCGGGAAGCUAGUAUUAGGUUUUGGAGUUGUCUGGUGGUCAAUUGCAACGAUUUUGACGCCUAUUGCUGCAAAAAUUGGACUUCCUUGUUUGCUUGUCAUGCGUGCCUUUAUGGGGAUUGGCGAGGGUGUUGCCAUGCCUGCCAUGAAUAACAUACUUUCUAAGUGGAUUCCAGUGUCAGAGAGAAGCAGAUCUUUAGCGCUUGUAUACAGUGGCAUGUAUCUUGGUUCCGUCACUGGGUUGGCCUUUUCCCCUGUUCUAAUCCAGAAAUUUGGAUGGCCAUCUGUGUUUUACUCUUUUGGUUCCCUUGGAAGUAUCUGGUUUGCGAUAUGGCUAAGUAAAGCAUAUAGCUCACCGAAAGAUGAUCCGGAACUUAGUGCAGAAGAGAAAAAAAUUAUUUUGGGGGGUAACGUAUCCAAGGAACCUGUAACAGUCAUUCCGUGGAAGUUAAUUUUAUCCAAAGCACCUGUUUGGGCUCUUAUUAUCUCCCACUUUUGCCAUAACUGGGGUACCUUUAUUCUUUUGACGUGGAUGCCGACAUAUUACAAUCAGGUUUUGAAGUUUAACCUCACAGAAUCUGGUCUUCUCUGCGUUCUACCAUGGUUAACCAUGGCUGUGUUUGCAAAUAUUGGAGGUUGGAUUGCAGAUACUCUUGUGAGCAAAGGUUUUUCCAUAACAUCAGUUCGCAAGAUCAUGCAAUCAAUUGGUUUUCUUGGUCCAGCCUUCUUUCUCACUCAGCUCAGUCAUGUUAAAACUCCUGCAAUGGCAGUGCUAUGCAUGGCAUGCAGUCAGGGAUCUGAUGCUUUCUCACAAUCUGGUCUAUAUUCCAAUCACCAAGACAUUGGACCACGCUAUGCUGGAGUACUGCUAGGACUGUCGAAUACAGCAGGAGUACUAGCCGGCGUCUUUGGUACAGCUGCAACAGGUCUCAUACUCCAGAAAGGUUCUUGGGACGAUGUAUUUAAGGUAGCCGUCGCAUUGUACAUCAUAGGUACAGUAGUCUGGAACGUGUUUUCAACUGGAGAGAAAGUGCUCGACUAAACAAUUGUGAGAAGAGAGCGAACGCGGACGAGGAAAGCAGCACUUUACACUAGUACAGAGUGCAAAACUUUACAGAAAUGAAAAGAAAAUCAGAAAACUGUUUUUUUUUUUGCAAAGGAGGAAUGCAGGCAAUGAAAUCCUGCCGAGAAAACUAGGCUGAUUUUAGUGAUUUUGUAACAACUUGUGAAGCACUUAAUAACAUGAUCCUCACAAGCUUUUGGGUAAUUGGACUCAUUUUUACAAGUCUAAUAUGCAUUUACAUAUGGUUUCAAUUCAGAGAACUUAUGUGUAACUUCCUGAGCCCAUGAAUAUUUUCCUUUUUCCCAUUCAAGCUGUUGAAAGCUCUCAGCCUGUUCUACCCAUCUCAACGUGGCUAUAGAACAUUAUUCAUUUAUUCCUA